Messenger RNA from Brugia malayi, 2394 nucleotides. RefSeq lists its product as uncharacterized. The coding region runs from base 1 to 2394 and encodes 797 amino acids. The transcript has 13 exons. Gene Ontology annotation, cellular component: cytoplasm. Lineage: Eukaryota; Metazoa; Nematoda; Chromadorea; Rhabditida; Onchocercidae. The record is from RefSeq and is a predicted model, not a curated record.
AUGCCGGGAUUAUUCUCAUCUUGGAAGCCACGUUUUCGAACACGUAAAACAUCAGAUUCGGAACGUUCAUCAGUUUCUUCAUCAGUACCACCAUUUUUACAUUCUUCUUUCUCGCCUACUCCGUCUAAUUCACCAAUGUCUAAACAUUUGAAUAAACGUAUGGUGCAUUUUCAUGAAAAUGGACUGAUAAGCAAUCGGGAUGGAAUAGUGGAUUGGAAACAAAUUGAUGAUAAAAAGGCACCAUUGGCAAGCAGUGAAUUAGAUGAAAUGAAAGAUGAAGCACAAAAAAGUGAUAAACAAUUCUUGGAGUUAUCAGUAUCACAGCAGCAAUUCGAACAACAACAACAACAGCAACAACAACAACAACAACAACAACAACAACAACAACAGCUGCAAAUGAAUGACAAUUUGAAUGAAAUAAAAAGUGUCGAUGAGAUUCAUUUGAAUGAUAGCCAAGCAAUUAAAAACAGAUCAUUUGGUGUGGUAUAUCUUGAAUUAAACGAUGAAGUUAAACGAGCUCUUUUGCCACCAUCGGUGCGUAGCAUUGAUACUGUUCGAGCAUUAUUUCUACGAUCCUUUCCACAGCUAACAUCACAGUACCUUAGUCUACCAUACGUUAAAAUUUACAUUCAAGAAUCCUCGAAAGGACAACUUUUUUACGAGCUUGAUGAUCUCAGAGAUAUCAAAGAUCAAGCAGUACUAAAAUUACGUGAACAAUCAAAUGGAUAUCAAACGACACAGUCGAAUCGUUUUAUCAGUAAUCAUUCAUCGCUUGACUAUUUAAGUGAAUCGGAAAUUGAUCUGAUGGAUUAUCGGAAUCGUGUACCGGCACAUCGUUAUCGACCAGCAAGUGCUUUAGAUAGUCGAAUGCUCUCUGCUGCGGGUACUAUUAAAUCAACCAGAUCUCCCAUAUCAUCACGUUUUGAUGCAUACUGUGAUCCUUAUGCUAGUGAUACAAGUAGUCAGGAACGUUCUGGAUCAAUUACGCCAAUAAUUGAUAAGGAAGCAAGAUUCCGCAUGGAAACGAUGGAACGUCAAUUAGCAGGUUUAUCCUCUCUGGUGCAUUCCGCACUGAUAAGCAAAGGAAUGAGCGAAACGAGCCAAAGAGAUAUGGAAGAAUUACGAAAACAAAUUUUAGCACUUCAUCCAGACGUAGCAUCAAUUGCAUCAGAAAGCAGUAUACCAAGCACUGAUCCGUCAUUGAUAGAUUCUGUAUUUCUAAAUGGUGAAACACAACAACAAAUUUUAAAAUUUAAACGACAUAUAAUUGAAAUGCAAAAUCAAUUAAAACAAAUUCGACGUACAGUACAGAUGAAUACGCAAGCGUCACGUGAUAUUUUAUCAGAUGCAUUUGAUCGAGUUCAUCAGUACAUUGCAGAUUAUUUGGGUGCAACGCCACAUCGCUCAUCAGCGCACGUCAAUGAUACACUUAAAUCGGAACACAUUAAUCAAGUUGCUAAUCUUCAAAAAUCAUUGCAAAUAUUUGAAGAAAAUGUUGAGGAAGUGAGACAUUUGGUAUUAAAUACAAAUCGGAAAUUACGUAUGAGUGAAGUGGAAGCAUUUACUGAAACGCUUACAAGAAUUGGUCGUAAUGCAGCAAAAUUAAAAACACAAUUUCCAACACUACAAUAUGAAUUACAAAAGGAAAUUAAAACAAAUAUGGAACGAAUUGUUUGUGAGGAAAAAUUCAUCAAAGAAGAAACUGCACAAAUUGAUCAGUGCUUACGACGUUGUAAAACAUUAGCCAAUAUGAUGGUAACAAUGAAAAAAUUAGCAAUGGUCCAAGACCCAAGUUUAAAUGUCUCAAAAAUUGAAAAGAAUAACAACAAUCGUACAUUAUUUACGCUUAAAGAAAAUGAUUCAACAAAUAAUUCUACUAAAUUUAUGCAAAAUAAUCAAAUAAAUGGUUGCAAUGAUGCAGUAAAUAUGCAACAACAAAUGGUGAAUGAAAAAAUAAACGAACAAAUAUUACCGCCAUUAAUACCACCACCGCCAAUUUAUUAUGAAGGUACUUCAACAUGUAAUUCAAAAAGAAAUGCAGAUGCGAAUGUUUUGGAUACAAUCUUAGAUGAACUAACAAAUACGGUAAAACGUGAUAUGCGUUCUAAAUCAAAAUCACCCAAUUCAACAAUGUCAGUUUCAAAUGGUCGAAAUGGUCCACCAAAACCGCCCGAGCGUCAUUCGACAAUUGAUGUUCGAAAUCGUUUUACAUCAUCUGAAAUACAUGAAAUGCAACGUCGAGCAAUUGAAAGUGUUUCACCUAUUGCAGGAAAUCAUUCAACAGUAGCAAUGGAAUUAGAUGGGCGACAGGAAAAAUUAGUGCAAAAGCAACGACAAUUGCAUAGUCAAUUUGAACAAUUACAACAAUUAUGUGCGCCAUCUAAUAUUAUUUAA